CGAUGACGGAAUACGACUAUUCACCCGAGGCUUAUGAUCGCUACCUCGCUACCCAACGGCGCAUUGCCAACUGGGUCGACCAGACUGAGCAUCACAGACCUCAAUUCGGUCCAACCACCCAGUCCGUCGCUGACUCCUCAAAUUACCGAACGAGGCACCACCGUCAUUAUUAUCGUCCCCCUUCCUCUGAUUCUGGUUCAGAUGAUUCCUAUGCAGCUGGGCCCGGCUACCCAGGUCCAAUGCCAGGUCCAAUGUUCGGCCCAAUGCCUCUGCAUAGUCCACCUCCUCCUCCCAUGUAUCCUCAGCAGCCAAUAUACCACCAGCCUAUGGUACCUCCGCUUCUUUCACCAGGAUACCCAUACCCGCCAACCUCUCCGCACUACUACGACAAUCACCGUCGAUCGUCCCGCUCACAUAGACGCUCACAUUCCCAAUCUCCCCGUCACCCCUCAGCUUUCCGCUUUACCCCUCCCCCGACCUCUCCCAUUUAUUCACAUGGCUACCCACCUCCACCUAUGGUCGGGUAUCCUCCUCAAGGUUUCAUCAUGAUGCCACCGCCACCAAUACCCAGAGGAAGGAAGAUGUCUGUUAUGUCUGCUGAAACACCCUCUGCUCAUGUUGCUCCGCAAGCCGACGUCUAUUUACCACACCAUCAACUGGUGCCUCCCUCAAACUUGCCUCAGGGACAAGGCUCAGCUGGUGUUGUCUCAUCGCAGUGGCCUGCGUACACCGCUGCGCCUCCCUCACACCCUCUGUUUAUUACACCUGGUGGUGCAGCAGCUGUCGUGAUGCCACCUCGUAUUCCAUAUUCAGCUGGAGCUCAACAAAGCUCGGCCGCUCUUCAUGUCCUCCCACCGAACCUUCCUUUGAAAACACAUCUACCCAUACAUCAACGGAUGUAUGGUACACAUGGAAAGCAUUAUUUUCGCCGAAGCGUUGGCUAG
Molecule: messenger RNA, 944 nt
Organism: Laccaria bicolor S238N-H82
Lineage: Eukaryota; Fungi; Basidiomycota; Agaricomycetes; Agaricales; Hydnangiaceae
Exons: 2
Coding region: 3-944 (313 amino acids)
Source: RefSeq, a predicted model, not a curated record